Rubroshorea leprosula is the source of this 571-nucleotide messenger RNA. The record is from the annotation of a GenBank genome assembly. NCBI's taxonomy places the organism in Eukaryota, Viridiplantae, Streptophyta, Magnoliopsida, Malvales, Dipterocarpaceae.
ACCUUCCUCAAGCUUGGUUUUUUUGUUUUUUGGUGCUCGGAAGCCUUUGGCUUCACAAGCUUUUGGGUGCUCAAAAGCCCUCCGGCUUCUCAUGCACGGUGGAGCUGAAUUGUUGUGCUCCAGUGUCCGAUGGCCACCUUAAGUGGUUUGUCGGUUUCUUUUGGGGCUCCUCCAGUGGUCCUUUUUGUUACUUUCUUUAUUGUUUUCUUGUUUUCUUUGUUUGUUUCCUCAGAUCUGGUGGCUAACAAGCCAACUAUGCAGGCAUUAGGGGUGGCCGCUGAUCUCCUUGCCCUGGCAUCUUGGAGACCAAGCUCAUCUUCAAGGAUAGAUUGAAGGAUGUUCAGCUUUUGGAACGGUCGAUCAAAGGAAUUUGUAAAUCUCAAGUUCCUUAGAGGUUGUUCGUGUGAUUUUCAUUGUCUUUCUUUAUAUUUGUUCUUUGGUGAACUUGAUCUAGUCUAAUUGCUGUCUCUAGUUGGAUUUUCUCUAGUUUAUCAUGUGUUCUUAUCAUGGAGAUGAAAGUCCUUUCUAUAGAUGCCGUAUAACUAUGUUUUAAUUAAACAAGUUCGGCCUA